AUGGCCGACUAUACACCGCCGUCAGACCACCUAGAUCGGGUUGGCUAUCUAUUUGGACAUCCCAUUGCCCACUCCAUGUCCCCAUUACUACAUCAGACCGUGUAUGAUGGUAUUGGGUUGAAAUGGUCACAAUUGCUGUUGGAUUCUACCAAUAUGGACCAUUUCCUGGAACUCAUCAAAGAUCCAAAGUUCUACGGCGCGGCUGUCACAAUGCCGCAUAAAGUAGCAAUAGUGAAGCACUGCGAUGAGCUCACCGAAGAAGGGCGAGAGGUCGGCGCUUGUAAUACCCUUUUCCUCCGGGAACGAGACGGGAAGAGGAUAUAUGUCGGGACCAACACAGAUGUCAUGGGCAUCAAGCUGGCCUUCUACGAGAACGUUAGCGAUCCGGACAACGUAUUCCACAACCGGCCCGGUAUGGUCAUUGGAGGUGGAGGUGCCGCCCGGAGUGCCGUCUAUGCCAUGCGCAAGUGGUUCAAGGCCGACCCGAUAUAUCUGGUUAAUCGCGAGAAGGCAGAGGUCGAGGCCGUGAUUUCAGAAUGCACGGCGCGUGGAUUUGGUGACGGUCUCAUCUACGUAUCGACUGUUGAGCAGGCGGAAAAGCUGGAAGGUCCUGGAUCCAUCGUCGCCUGUGUACCGGAUGUCCCACCGAGAACGGACCACGAGAAGCAAACUAGAGCUAUCGUAGAGUGUAUGCUGGGGAAACCGCACAAGGGCGCGAUACUGGAGAUGUGCUAUCAUCCAUCGCCGUAUACGCAGAUUGGGAAGCUUUCGGAGAAAGCGGGCUGGCAGGUCAUCCUGGGAACGGAAGCCAUGAUCUGGCAAGGCCUUGAACAGGAUAAAUACUGGACGGGAAAGGACAUUCACCAGCUUCCGGUGAAAAGCGUUCAGGCGGCCAUAGCAGCCAAGCUAUCGGAGCACAAGCUGUAA
Molecule: messenger RNA, 927 nt
Organism: Coniosporium apollinis CBS 100218
Lineage: Eukaryota; Fungi; Ascomycota; Dothideomycetes
Product: quinate dehydrogenase
Exons: 3
Coding region: 1-927 (308 amino acids)
Biological process (GO): chorismate biosynthetic process; shikimate metabolic process
Molecular function (GO): shikimate 3-dehydrogenase (NADP+) activity
Source: RefSeq, a predicted model, not a curated record